AGUUACAUAAACCAAUAACACAUUGCCACUUCAAUGAAAAUCAAGAUCAACCGUUCGAUUAUCCACGUACGCACCCAAGAACCAAUCAAUGGUGACACCCUCUAAGACACGUGACCACCCUACUCCUUCCUUACGUUCUCAUUCUUCACUCUACUUUAUAAUCAAAUCUAAACCUCUGCAAUCUGCAUAAUUUCAGUGAGACUGUGUUUUCUCUUGUCGAAAGUACUAGAACAAUGAAGAAAUGGACUUUAGCGUCCGCCAUUUUUCUCUUGUGCCUUCUUUUUCUUUUUCCAGAUCAAGGUAGAAGAAUUCAGGCAAAUGCUGAAGGCGAUUCGGACGAACUAGCGAACCCACCUAAGGUAGAGGAGAAGCUUGGAGCUGUUCCUAAUGGUUUAUCAACUGAUUCUGAUGUUGUUAAAAGGGAAUCGGAAUCCAUGUCAAAGAAGACACUUCGCAACAGUGCGGAGAAAUUCGAGUUUCAGGCUGAAGUGUCUCGGCUUAUGGACAUCAUCAUUAACUCUCUUUACAGUAACAAGGACAUUUUCUUGCGGGAGCUUAUCUCCAAUGCCUCAGAUGCAUUGGAUAAAAUUAGGUUUUUAUCACUCACUGAUAAAGAGGUUCUAGGUGAAGGUGACAAUGCCAAACUUGAAAUUUUGAUUAAAUUGGAUAAAGAGAAGAAAAUCCUUACGAUUCGGGAUAGAGGUAUAGGAAUGACAAAGGAGGACCUUAUCAAAAACCUUGGAACAAUCGCAAAAUCCGGCACUUCAGCCUUUGUCGAGAAAAUGCAGACAAGUGGAGAUCUUAACUUGAUUGGACAGUUUGGAGUUGGGUUUUACUCUGUGUACCUUGUUGCUGAUUACGUUGAAGUUAUCAGCAAACACAAUGAUGACAAACAACAUGUUUGGGAAUCAAAGGCAGAUGGACAAUUUGCAAUUUCUGAGGACACUUGGAAUGAACCUUUAGGUCGUGGUACUGAGAUAAGGUUGCAUCUCCGAGAAGAAGCUGGAGAAUACUUAGAGGAAGCCAAAUUAAAGGAUUUGGUGAAGAGAUAUUCGGAAUUCAUUAAUUUCCCCAUAUAUCUUUGGGCAACCAAAGAAGUUGAAACGGAGGUUCCAGCAGAUGAUGACGAGUCUAGCGAUUCAAGCGAUGAAGAGGAAAUCUCGGAGAAAUCUGAGGAAGAAAGUGAAGAGAAGGAAGAUGAUGAAACAGAGAAGGAACCAAAAACUAAGACGGUCAAAGAAACAACCUACGAAUGGGAACUCUUGAAUGAUGUGAAGGCUAUAUGGCUACGUAACCCAAAGGAAGUUACCGAUGAAGAAUACAGCAAAUUCUAUCAUUCCUUGGCUAAGGACUUUGGCGAUGAAAAUCCAAUGUCAUGGAGCCACUUUACUGCUGAAGGGGACGUUGAGUUCAAGGCUGUUCUCUUUGUUCCUCCGAAAGCUCCUCACGAUUUGUAUGAGAGCUACUACAACGACAACAAAGCCAAUAUCAAGUUAUACGUUAGGCGUGUGUUCAUCUCUGAUGAGUUUGAUGAGCUUUUACCCAAAUAUCUCAACUUCUUGAGGGGUCUUGUUGAUUCCGACACACUGCCAUUGAAUGUCUCUCGAGAAAUGCUUCAACAGCACAGUAGCUUAAAAACUAUCAAGAAGAAGCUGAUUAGGAAAGCCCUUGACAUGAUUCGCAAGAUUGCUGAUGAGGAUCCUGAUGAAAAUGAUGGCAAGGAAAAGAAGGAUGUCGAGAAGGCUUCGGACGAUGAGAAGAAGGGUCAGUACGCAAAGUUCUGGAACGAAUUUGGCAAGUCAAUCAAACUUGGAAUUAUUGAGGAUGCUGCCAACAGGAACCGUCUGGCCAAGCUUCUAAGAGUUGAAACUACAAAAUCUGGUGGCAAAUUAACUUCCCUUGAUCAGUACAUCUCAAGAAUGAAAUCAGGGCAAAAGGAUAUCUUCUACAUAACAGGUACAAGCAAGGAGCAGUUGGAAAAAUCUCCAUUCCUUGAAAGGCUUACGAAGAAAGGUUAUGAGGUCAUUUUUUUCACUGAUCCCGUGGAUGAGUAUCUGAUGCAAUACCUAAUGGAUUAUGAAGACAAGAAGUUCCAAAACGUUUCAAAGGAGGGUCUUAAACUCGGAAAGGACUCGAAAGACAAGGAGCUCAAGGAGUCUUACAAGGAGCUGACUAAGUGGUGGAAAGGUGCUCUUGCGCUUGACAAGGUAGAUGAUGUAAAGAUAAGCAACCGUUUAGCAGACACGCCUUGUGUUGUUGUUACAUCGAAAUUUGGGUGGAGUGCAAACAUGGAAAGAAUUAUGCAAUCACAAACACUCAGCGAUGCAAAUAAGCAGGCGUACAUGAAGGGUAAGAGGGUCCUCGAGAUUAACCCUAGACACCCCAUCAUUAAAGAGCUUCGUGAGAGAGUUGCGACUGAUCCAGAGGAUGACAGCGUCAAGCAAACAGCACGACUCAUGUACCAGACAGCUCUAUUCGAGAGUGGGUUCCUCCUAGACGACCCCAAGGAUUUUGCUUCACGCGUGUAUGAUUCCGUGAAGACUAGCCUCAGCAUCAGUCCUGAUGCAACAGUUGAGGAAGAAGACGAUGCAGAGGAGGUAGAAUCCGAAACAAAGGAUGAUUCUUCAUCCAAGGCCGAAGCUGAAGUUGAUGGUGUGAAGGAUGAACUAUAAUCAUAGCAUGAAAAUGACCCGAUUUAUCGUCUCAUGGUUUUCGUAAACUUACAUCUCGAGAAUAGCUGUUAUUGUGUCAUUGCGUGUGAAGUCCAAGUAAGAAAAAUCAUUAGAUUUGUAAACAUGAUUAAACAAAAUUUUGCUUCUACCAAUCAUACGUUUUAGUAGAGGUAGAUUAGAGUGUUUUGGGAUUCAUAGUGUCAUCUGUGUUUUGAGGCUUUGCUUAUUUUCUGAUCGGGAGCGAUCCUAAUUUGAUUCGAUUAAGGGCUAGAAUUGAAUCUCUAGAAUGGAAUUGUAGGAUCAUAUGAACUUAAUACAUUUCGUUUUUAGUUAUAAGUAUUUAUUUCAAAA
Molecule: messenger RNA, 3023 nt
Organism: Amaranthus tricolor (Joseph's coat)
Lineage: Eukaryota; Viridiplantae; Streptophyta; Magnoliopsida; Caryophyllales; Amaranthaceae
Product: endoplasmin homolog
Exons: 15
Coding region: 234-2672 (812 amino acids)
Biological process (GO): protein folding
Molecular function (GO): ATP binding; ATP-dependent protein folding chaperone; ATP hydrolysis activity
Source: RefSeq, a predicted model, not a curated record